CUAUUAUUAAGGAACGGAGAUGGGGGUGGGGACUCUGGCAAAGGGAAAGGAACUCUGGCAAAGGCAUUUCCAAAAUGCCUUUGUACCCCUUGUAGAAACAAACAAACAAAACAAAAACGGAAGGUGGUUUUGUAUGUCAAAUCUGAACAUUUACUUCUCAAUAUUUUUAGGAACUGGUUUCUACAAGUGGGUAACACAGCAGGUUCAGGUAAACUACUUCCAUUGCAAUUGAGGUAGAAAUGACUGCCUCCAUUUCCACACACUGUAACCAGUGGCAGGCUCAGAAUGUUAUCUCAGGGGCUUUUAGGGACACUGCGUUCCAGAGUUCUGUCCCAUUGAUGUUGAGACUCACUACAAUGACACCUGCUAAAAUUGACUCACCCUGACAGACAACACAUCGGGUCGAGAAGCCAAUAAAGCAGCAGAGAUGGCUGUUAAAAAACAAAAGUGACUUUAAUUUCUUUUUAUAGUUCUCUAAGCCCUCAUUGUUAUGCAGGUGCUCGCCAAUCAACUAAUCAGCGACAGUCCUAACUGCUGGGAUCUGGGUAAAGCUGAUACGCCCCGUAUCACUUCCACAACCUGUCGCGUACCCCAGUAAAGAACUCGCCGAGGACUGGUACAGACAUAGGAAAGUUUCUGUCAAAGUUUAGGAAAGAGAGACAGAGCAAGAAGCACUUUCGGAUCUUUUUUAAGGUCCAGACCGUGCAGCGAGCCGAACCUCCCGCGUGCACUUCGGUUGCCCUGGGGGCCACGGCAAUGAGAAGGGGAAGCUCUUCUACAGGACAGCUGCCGCCUAGUCCCCGAGACGCGCGAGCUCCACAGCGCCAUCCAUCAAAAGCUCGGCCUCUGUCGAUCUCGCUCCACCCUAGGGCCAGCCGACUCCGGCGAGCCGCGGAGGACAAGCGGUUCCCGCUGGCGUGCGCGCCGGCUCCUUCGUUAGCCUGGCAAUGGGGCCUCUCUCCAAGCCCCGCCAUCCCUCUUCAGCCUGAGCGCCGGACUCCAGGAGCCCAGUCACCUGCUCCGGGUGGCCCGCCGGACGCCGGUCUCCGCUCUUCGACGCGCCGGCGCUAUGGAGACAGUCACGAGACGCCGGCGGCUCCCGCGUCCGCCAAUGGGAGCGCACGUCACGGGGAGACGCGGACGUCGCUCUUCCAAGAUGGCGGCGCGUCCGUCGCGAGCAGCCGGGCCGGGGGGAAGCCUGCGAAGCCGAGUAAAGCUACCGCCCGGGAAAGGACUGAAGGAGCUGUUGCCGCCGUUGGCGGCGGCUCGGGCAGUUUUCGCUGCUGCUACGGCUGCUGCCAUGCGGCGAGGCUAGGGAGGAGCUCACUUCCCUGGGGUGUAAUAAUGUUAACAGAGAUCAGUCUAUCCAUAUGGGGAUGGGGAGGCCUUGUCAUUGUCCUUUCUCUAAUAACAUUUGGACCUUUUGUAAUAUUUUAUUUGGCAUUUUAUAUCCUCUGCUUUGUGGGUGGGGGUAUUGUGGUUACUCUCCUGUUCGGAAAAACAAACUCAGAGAAGCACCUAGAUCAGUGUGAACACUCGUAUCUUCCUCCAACAUCAACUGGAAUUCCCAAGUGUUUAGAAGAAAUGAAACAGGAAGCCAGGACUAUAAAGAUUGAUCGAAGAUUGACGGGUGCCAAUAUAAUUGAUGAACCUCUCCAGCAAGUUAUCCAGUUUUCCCUGAGGGAUUAUGUACAGUAUUGGUAUUACACACUGAGCGAUGAUGAGUCUUUUCUUCUUGAGAUUAGGCAGACUCUUCAAAAUGCACUCAUCCAGUUUGCUACUAGGUCAAAAGAAAUAGACUGGCAGCCUUAUUUUACUACACGCAUUGUGGAUGACUUUGGCACACACCUACGAGUAUUUAGAAAGGCUCAACAAAAGAUAACAGAGAAAGAUGAUCAAGUAACAGGCACAGCAGAAGAUCUCGUAGAUACCUUCUUUGAAGUUGAAGUUGAAAUGGAGAAGGACGUUUGCCGUGAUCUAGUGUGCACUUCUCCCAAAGAUGAAGAAGGAUUCCUAAGGGAUUUGUGUGAGGUCUUACUAUAUUUAUUGCUACCUCCUGGAGAUUUCCAGAACAAGAUCAUGCGGUACUUUGUCAGGGAAAUCCUUGCACGAGGAAUUCUUCUUCCAUUAAUAAAUCAACUCAGUGAUCCUGAUUAUAUUAAUCAAUAUAUCAUUUGGAUGAUCCGUGACUCUAAUUGCAACUAUGAGGCCUUUAUGAACAUUAUUAAAUUGAGUGACAAUAUUGGAGAGCUAGAAGCAGUGAGAGAUAAGGCAGCAGAAGAAUUACAGUAUCUUCGAUCUCUAGAUACAGCUGGUGAUGAUAUCAACACUAUCAAAAAUCAAAUAAAUAGCUUAUUAUUUGUAAAGAAAGUAUGUGACUCAAGAAUACAGCGGUUGCAGUCAGGCAAGGAAAUAAAUACUGUGAAACUGGCAGCAAACUUUGGGAAACUUUGCACAGUCCCUCUGGACAGCAUCCUUGUAGACAAUGUUGCACUACAGUUUUUUAUGGAUUUCAUGCAGCAAACUGGAGGUCAAGCACAUCUCUUCUUCUGGAUGACAGUGGAAGGGUACCGGGUUACAGCCCAGCAGCAGCUAGAAGUUUUAUUAAGCUGUCAGAAAGAUGGAAAACAUCAAACCAACCAAACCAAAGGUCUUUUAAGAGCAGCUGCUGUUGGAAUUUAUGAACAAUAUUUAUCAGAAAAGGCAUCUCCAAGAGUUAUUGUUGAUGAUUAUUUGGUAGCAAAAUUAGCAGAUACUUUGAAUCAUGAAGAUCCAACUCCUGAAAUCUUUGAUGACAUUCAAAGAAAGGUAUAUGAACUGAUGCUACGAGACGAAAGAUUUUAUCCUUCCUUCAGACAGAAUGCACUUUAUGUGCGCAUGCUAGCUGAACUGGAUAUGUUAAAAGACCCUAGUUUCAGAGGAUCAGAUGAUGGCGACGGAGAAUCUUUUAAUGGGUCUCCUACAGGAAGCAUAAAUUUGUCUUUAGAUGACCUUUCAAGUGUAUCUUCUGAUGACUUAAUACAACUUCAUGCUUACAUUUCAGACACUGUAUAUGCUGACUAUGACCCAUAUGCUGUGGCAGGCGUUUGUAAUGAUCAUGGCAAAACAUACGCCCUGUACGCCAUCACUGUGCACCGGCGCAAUGUGAACAGUGAGGAGAUGUGGAAGACCUACCGCCGUUACAGUGACUUCCAUGACUUCCACAUGAGAAUCACUGAACAGUUUGAAAAUCUGUCAAGUAUAUUGAAGCUUCCUGGUAAAAAGACUUUUAAUAAUAUGGAUAGAGAUUUUUUAGAAAAGAGAAAAAAGGAUCUUAAUGCAUAUUUGCAGUUACUGUUAACUCCUGAGCUGAUGAAAGCUUCCCCAGCUUUGGCCCACUAUGUGUAUGAUUUCCUCGAGAACAAAGCCUACAGUAAAGGAAAAGGGGAUUUUGCUCGCAAGAUGGACACUUUUGUAAACCCACUUCGAAAUUCUAUGAGGAAUGUUUCAAAUGCAGUCAAGUCCCUUCCUGAUAGCUUGGCAGAGGGAAUGACUAAAAUGUCAGACAACAUGGGCAAAAUGUCGGAAAGAUUGGGUCAAGACAUAAAGCAAUCAUUUUUCAAGAUGCCUCCUUUAAUUCCGAAGGUUGAUUCAGAUCCUGAACAUUGUCGGGUCUCAGCUCAACUUGAUGAUACUGUGGAUGACAAUAUUCCACUAAGGGUAAUGCUGCUUCUCAUGGAUGAAGUGUUCGACUUAAAAGAAAGGAAUCAGUGGUUGCGAAGAAAUAUAAAAAACCUACUUCAACAGCUUAUUAGAGCCACAUAUGGUGAUACAAUUAAUAGAAAAAUAGUUGACCAUGUUGAUUGGAUGACCUCCCCUGAGCAAGUAGCAGACUUAGUGAAGCGUUUCCGAGAUGCCUUUUGGCCGAAUGGCAUUUUAGCCGAGACUGUUCCAUGCAGAGAUAAAGGCGUUCGAAUGAGAACAAGGGUUGCAGGGAAAACAAAACUGCUUUCCAUUAUGCCAGAUGAACUGAAGCACAUUAUUGGGGCUGAGACAACACGGAAAGGUAUUCUUCGUGUUUUUGAAAUGUUUCAGCACAACCAAUUAAAUAGAAGAAUGGUUUAUGUCUUUUUGGAAGGCUUUUUGGAAACCUUAUUUCCACAGUAUAAAUUCCGUGAACUUUUCAACAAACUGCAUUCACGAUCAAAGCAGAUGCAAAAAUAUAAACAGAAACUUCAAACAACUCAAGCGCCUUCUUUACAGAAAAGGUGACACUCCAAUCUAUGAAGCUGGUGUUUGUUUUGUCCAGAACUAGUGGGUGGACAGACCUUCUGGGGCUUAACUCAUACACUGCUGUGUCUGCACCAGUCUCUUAAUGUCUCAAUAGAUUAUCAGUACAUCUACAGGACUGUGGUUCUUCUCAUCCUCGUCCGUCAUCCAGCCACUACCAAGAGAGUUGCCGUGUCUUAAAUGAUUUGGUGCAUAUUUUUGCAACAUUGAGAGGAUACUGCCCCCAUCUCAAGCAAGAAGGACGUCGGUCUCUUUCGUUUCAGACUAAUCAGCGUUCUCCAGCAAUGACAAAGUGCCAGAGUGUGUGUAUGAGAGCUAAGGAAAGCACAGAACAACGGUUCACAGAUAACUUGGCUAAUUUGUUUAACAGUGGGAGACUGUGCAAUGUACGAUUUGGAGGGAUUUGUUUUGCAUAAUGAUUUUAUAGGUCUCUGUCGGCAUUUUGAAGUGUUGUAGAUUAGUGAGGUGAAAGAUCUUUGCUACAUCGAUCUUGGUCUUGGGUGUGGGGAAAGUGACAGAAUGCCCUUCAAGUAUGAAGUAACCUUAUACCCAAACUACAGUUUUGUGACAUAAAAUAAAACCUAGUGUAACAUAAAACCAAUCAAAAACAGAAUGCAAUUGGAUUUGUUUAUUGGUAUAAAACAAUGUUUAAUUGAUUCUUGUGUGCUUUAAGGGCUCUUGUUUUGCUCUUACGGUACUCAAUCUUUGUUUUUUUUUGUUUUUAGUUUUGUUUUUUGGCAUUCUGUGUGCAAAAAGAAGCAUAUGGUGGCUGUCAUUUAAGUUUCAAAAUUGCAGUUUAUCUUUAAGAGAUUACUGUUUAUAUAGUAGGGGUGUAAUUUGUUGAAAGAAUUGCCAAAUAAAUUCUGUGCUUCUAAAAAUAUAAAAAUUUAAAAGAAAACAGCACUCUAUUGAAAGUUACCAUAUGAUAAUUUUAAAUUGUGUGAUCUAGACAUACCAUAGGUGAUUGCAAAAAAUAGCAAAUUAAAGGAUUAAAUGAGCUUAUUAGUCAUAUGUAAACAUACAAAUUCCUAAUUCUAUUAUAGUGUACAUAUAUGAAAAUAAUGAAAACAGAAGUAUAAUAUUUUUUAAAAUAUGCUCUUAUUUAUAUUUUGCAUAAUGUAAACUUCUACUAAAUAAAGCAAGUUGGCAAAACCCCUCAGUGUAUACAUUUAAGUCCCUAAAAUAAUUUUGUAUCAAUGACAACGAAAUACCUUUUCCAGUUUGGAGCCUCCGCAUUUCCUAUAGUUUUCUCAUUCUCCAUGUGUCCGUCUUUGAAGUCUUUAUAUUGCUUGUAUGCAUAGUUUUAAGUAUUUCCACUGAUUAAGGGUUUGGAUGUGUCAGCAUUUUUUGUUUUAGAAAUAUUUAACACUAAAACCUUAAAAUAGUGAAGCUAUUUAUCAGACCACUGAGCCAAGAUCCUGGUAUUAAAAGAUAUGUCUGGGUGCUUAAGACAAAGGGACAAAGUAUUGGUAUCCCAGUUAUUUGGGAGCUUUAAGAUGGGAACAAGAUACUGUUGUCUUGUUUUCACUUAGAUCCUACUUAAAGAGUGAGCCUAAUAACAGAAUAAAGCCUUCCUUUAAAGCUUUAUCAUAAUCAUAUUUAUUGUGAUGCUGGUGUGCAUACUUGUAGUAUGCAUAUAUUCAGCAUGUGUUGCAUGUCUUCAGAAUUACAAGAAUGAAAUCCCUUUCAUUGCAACUUGCAAAAGAGAAAAGUUCCCCAUUGACUCUGGUGGAAGAAAUAAUAUUUCUUCCUCUCGGCGAGACUCCCCGCUCUGGUCCCUCUCCAUGCCCAGGCUUGAAAAGUGAGGCCGUGUGUAACACGUCUGUCAAAAGCAUCAGCAUGGCCGUAAGUGCAAUGACUUUCAGAUAUACCCCUGCCCAGUUCAAGUAUACUUUUGAUAUGAGUAACCUAAGGGUAAACAGUUCACAUCCGAGUCUAGCGUGUACACAUGAAAGAACAUUUCUAGGUAAUGUGAGGAACGCUAGCCGUCAGCCAGGGAAAGAAAUGUCAUGUAAGAUUGCAGAUUUUCAUAACGGAGCCCUGCCACGUUAACUGCAUCAUACCAAAAAAUAUUUGAGUAAGUGAGUUUUUAAAAUAAUUUUUGUUUAAAAGAAUUUAUAUUUCAAAAGCAGCAAUGUCAGGUGGUGGUCUGUGUAAGCGGUUGUGCAUCUUCUCUAUGCACAUCUAUGUUUUACAUCAGAGAGAGCCUGGGUCGUGCUAAAGUCAGGCUUUUGAAUGACUUGGUCAAGCUGUGUUUAGAAUAUGUAACCCAUAAGUCAAGUACAGUGUACUAUGUUUAAUAAAGUUAUUACAAUCUAAUGCAGUUAUUACAUAUAUGAAUAUAUGUGAAGAGGCUUUAUGUCUUCUAAUAUUUGAUUUUUGAAUGUGUUUUUUUUAAGUCAGUGGUGCCUUUAGGCAAAAACCUUCAAAAUUAAUCAUUCUUUGGGUUUUAUGAUUUUUCAGGUAACAACCUAUUUGGGAACCAUCACUACUAACUUUUAAUAGUUCAUUCACCUAAAAACUUUGAUUGUAUGAUUUAAAUAUAACACUUAGAUGGGCAUUUCCUAGAAUUAGGGUGUUCUGAAUAGUUGCUGGAAAUAAUUGUGCCAUUGUACAAUGGAUGCACUUGGUUAGCCUUAAUUUUUUUAAAAAGAAAAAAUGUUAAAAAGUUUCUUGACUAUUUCACUUCGCUCAUUUUAAGUUUGUGCUGCUGGUGUUUGGGGAAAAAUCAAACAGUUAAGCGCUACCAGAAAGUGUACCGAUUUUUUAAAAAUUAAGAUCAACAUAAAUUUCACAACCUAAAAAUUUUAGUUUUGUGCAAUAUUUUCAUUUAAUGCAUGUGUAUUUGCGUACUUGUAAAAUAAAUGAAUUUUAAUGUUUGGAGAUCUAGUUUAAACUGUCUUCUUAACAACCUACAUUCCGUUGUUGCUGCAUCCUUUCAUUUAAGGACUUGUUUUAAAAGUCUUUUUUGUCACUCCUUGUACAAUGCUUUUGUUAUUAGUGAAGUUUGCUUAUAGGAGCAUGACUCCUGUAUUACAAGGGAAAAGUAUAAAGAGCACAUCUUAGGACUGUAAUUGUGAAAGAUAACUCGUGCAUAUCAUUGUACAGUAAGUGUCAACUGUGUGCCUAAUUAUUCUGCCAGUACUUUCCUCCUUUAAUGAAGAAGGAACAACAAUCAGAAUGUCAGCUAUUUUUAUGGAACUAAAAAGAAAAAAUUUUAUUUGGUUUGUGUUAUGUUCUGUCCAUUAGAAAAUACUAAUAAAGUAUUAACAAAC
Messenger RNA from Phyllostomus hastatus (greater spear-nosed bat), 7544 nucleotides. It is a transcript of the gene SNX13, whose product is annotated as sorting nexin 13. The record is from RefSeq and is a predicted model, not a curated record. The transcript has 26 exons. Bases 757 to 4251 code for a protein of 1164 amino acids. Gene Ontology annotation, biological process: positive regulation of GTPase activity. Gene Ontology annotation, molecular function: phosphatidylinositol binding. Lineage: Eukaryota; Metazoa; Chordata; Mammalia; Chiroptera; Phyllostomidae. Gene Ontology annotation, cellular component: early endosome.